Molecule: messenger RNA, 864 nt
Organism: Trichomonas vaginalis G3
Lineage: Eukaryota; Parabasalia; Trichomonadida; Trichomonadidae
Exons: 1
Coding region: 1-864 (287 amino acids)
Source: RefSeq, a predicted model, not a curated record
AUGUCGACAUUUUUUACUAUUCCUCAAAACCCACCACCAGAAUCGACUUACCCUGUGGAUGUUUUUUCAGGAAUGAAUGAUAUACUUGGUCAAUAUUUUAUGAUUCAAUGCAAUUGUACAGAUUUUUCACCAUACGAAAUACGUAAUUUUAUAGAAGAUAUAAUACAUGUAAACGUCGACGAUAUUUCAAUAUCUCGUGACUACUCAGGAAAUAUGACUGGAUAUAUUUUUGGUAGAUUUCAAAGUCCAAUCUCAGUUAAUCAAUUAUCACUAAUCCACUGCAAGACCUUCAAAGAAUAUCCUUGCAAAGCUACUCUUUUCCAGUCAUCGACAGAAUUUCAGAGAUUUUUAGCUUUAUUAACCCUCAAAAAGAAGCGAUCUAUUCUUUUACCACAAAGGUCAGGCGCCCCGUACGUAUAUAUUGCAGGAUUUAAUGGAAACGAAGACGAAUUAAAGGAAUUUUUAAUGAAAGCAAUAGAAGAAGAGCCUACGAUCGAAUCAAAAUCACUCGGAUCAUUAAAUUACUUUAUUGCUACUUACAAAACAGCAAAUUCUGCGCAAACUAUUUGUAAAAUCAUUGACGGCUGUAAAUAUAAUGAUUCUAUACUAUUAGUUCGAUCAAUCUACAAACUUGCUGCCGAAAGAGGUUUCUGUGUCAAAGGAACAAACAAUGUUGAUUGGAUCAAAGAGACAGCAACACGUUUUGGCAAAAUUAUGUCUAUCAAGAAUAAAGGAGAAUACAGAAUUAAUGUUCUGAUGGAAUCAUCAGAAAGCGCCAAAGUUGCUGUUGCUUUCAUGAAUCGCAUGAAAGAAGGUGAAAACGAAAUAUAUACAAACUUUGUAGAAUUUGAUGUCUUCAAUUAA